AUGAGCAACCCUGAGAUGGAGGGACUUAUCCGUUCGCAGAACGAACUGCACGGACGCAUCGCACGCGCCUAUGAAAACUUGAAGAAAGCGGGAGGCGCAAGAUUGACAAUGGGACUGGUGAAUGCUCGCCUCCAAGCCUUGGAAUCGAACUGGAACAAGUUCGAGGAACAACACGGCAAACUGCUAUUAAUGCCUCCAGAUGUUCUCGCCGCCACUGACUAUAAGGAACAGGACCUCCCGGCUUUGGUGGAGGAGACCUUCUUAACGCAGAAGGGAAUGUUCCUGGACGUCCUCCUGUCGCACAAGGCGAGGGAGGAGGCUGCAGCUAAGAAUGAGACUUCGGAGACGGCGACAACGACGAAUCGCACCACGUUACCGCGGAUUCAGCUGCCGGAAUUCUCAGGCAAAUACGAGGACUGGCCGUCGUUCCGCGACCUCUUCCACUCUCUCAUAGGCCGGGACGCUAACACGACGCCGGUGGAAAAGCUGCACUACCUCAAAACUUCCUUGAAAGGUGAGGCUGAGUUAUUAGUCCGGAAUAUCGCGACGACGGCCGAAAAUUAUGACAGUGCGUGGGACGUAUUGAAUGCGUAUUAUGAGAACAAGCGACUUCUCACCCGCGCGUAUCUGUCCAAUUUCCUUGCGCUAACGAAAAUGAAGAGUGAAUCGGCGGUCGAGCUUCGAAAGAUUUUCCACGGCGUCAAAGCAACGGUCAGCUCGUUGGCGAGUAUCGGUCGGCCUAUAAACCGUAGCGAGGACUUAUUCGUUUAUCUGGCGGUCGAGCUACUGGAUCCGCGUUCGCGACGCGAGUGGGAAACGUCAAUCGGCGACACGACCGAGCCUCCGACGUAUGCGACUCUCGAGCAAUUCCUGGAUCGGCAGCUGCAUACGCUCGAGUCGAUGCAGCCUGCUAAGGUCGACGGAGCCGCCGGUAAGGCCGCGAGCGGAGCCGCCAAAUCCGCGCGGAGCCACCUCGCUCGGAAGCAGGAGGGAAAUCCGGACGCCAAGCGAGGUCGUUGCCACUGCUGCCAAAAGGACCAUAUCCUCAUGUUCUGCGAGGACUACAAGAGGAAAACAGCCCAGGAACGGAAGCAGCUCGUCGACAACAAGAACCUGUGCCUGAACUGCCUCGGUUCUCACAAGGUCAGUGAGUGCGCGUCGAAGAAGGGGUGUGCAGCGUGUGGCGCGCGACACCAUACUUCCGUCCACGAUGCGUGUCGCGAGGUCGAGGUCGCGAAGACGGUUCACGCGGCUCAAAGACUUGCCGUAAAGCCGAGCGCGGUGCUUCUCGCCACCGCUCGCGUCCGCGUAGCCGAUCGGUUCGGAACCUUGCAUCACGCUCGCGCGCUGGUCGACCAGGGAUCGGAGUCGUCCCUUGUGACCGAGCGCCUCGCGCAAAGAUUAAAGUUACCGCGUUCUCGCACGUCGGUUUCGAUAUUCGGCGUCGGCGGACAGAAAACGGCCGUCGCAAAAGGACGCGUAUCGCUGACUCUCGCGCCGCGAACCGACGGCCCCGCGAUGUCAGUCUCCGCGCUCGUACUCCCCCGGCUCACAAUAUACGCCGGCGGUAUCGAGGCCGGCGCUGAAGCGUGGUCUCAUCUUCAGGGUCUGGAGCUGGCGGACCCCGAGUUCAGCGCGUCCGACUCGGUGGACAUCCUCCUCGGUGCCGACGUUUACGCGGAAAUAUUGCAAGAGGGACUUCGCAAGGGGGUAGUCGCGAGCCCGUCGCGCAAAACACGACUCUUGGCUGGAUUCUGUCUGGCGCUAUCGGUGAAGGUGCUUCGAGUCACUUCGCGCAAUCCUACCAGUGCCGUGUCGAGGACAAACUGUCGCAACUAG
Molecule: messenger RNA, 1839 nt
Organism: Temnothorax curvispinosus
Lineage: Eukaryota; Metazoa; Arthropoda; Insecta; Hymenoptera; Formicidae
Exons: 1
Coding region: 1-1839 (612 amino acids)
Biological process (GO): proteolysis
Molecular function (GO): aspartic-type endopeptidase activity
Source: RefSeq, a predicted model, not a curated record